This is a messenger RNA of Maudiozyma barnettii, 1779 nucleotides long. It is a transcript of the gene MDM31, whose product is annotated as Mdm31p. Gene Ontology annotation, biological process: mitochondrion inheritance. Gene Ontology annotation, cellular component: mitochondrial inner membrane. The transcript has a single exon. The record is from RefSeq and is a predicted model, not a curated record. Bases 1 to 1779 code for a protein of 592 amino acids. NCBI's taxonomy places the organism in Eukaryota, Fungi, Ascomycota, Saccharomycetes, Saccharomycetales, Saccharomycetaceae.
AUGGAGUUAUUGUUACGAAACCCUAUUCAACGAUCGUUACGUUCGACGUCUCGGUUCAUUAAUAUAAAUACUUUUAGGAAAUGUCAUUAUAAUAAACUAAUAUUCAGAAAUAAUAACCUUUUAAAUGAGAAUGCUGCUAUACGACCCACUUCUCUGUUAAUAAAUACCCUCCAUGGGAACAGGCUCUCAAGAUCGUUUCAUUCCAUUUCAUAUUUGAAUGCUAAGGAUAAUGCAUUAUAUAGGAAACGAAAGAGUGAGAAAAACGAAUUGUUAAGGAAUACCACCAAUAUAUUUACUAGAAUGAAGAUUCAUAUGAGAUGGUUUUUGAAAAAAUCAACAAAUCCAUUUAAUGUAGAUGAUAUUGGAGCUCUAAUAUCAUGGAUUGUAGUGAGUCAUGUCCUUGUGUUUAUUAUUUGGACCACAACAUUCGUGUCUUUGAUCAUAUAUUUAAUGAACACUGUGUUUGCACAAGAAUAUUUGGCCAAAAAAAUUGGUAAAUUGAUUACAAGUAAUAAUAAUUUAACUGUAGUGUUUGAAAAUGCUAUUGUUCCAAGUUGGUCUGCUGGGAAGAUUACCUUCAGUAAAGUAUUCGUCUCUAGGAGACCGUAUGGUGAAGAUGAUACCUUCAAUAAAGGUUCUCAACAGGAUGCGAUGCAAAGAGCUACCCUAGCCUUAAGUGAGGAUCUUUUGGUCAGUAGAGAUGAUUUCGAAGAUGGGAACUAUACACAAUAUGAUUUGACUAUCGAAGAAGUUCAAAUAUCAGUUAGUUUUACUAAAUGGAUAAAUGGGAAAGGUUUUAUAGAUGAAGUGUCCAUUAAUGGUCUAAGAGGUGUUGUAGAUAGAACACAUUUAGUAUGGAAACCUAAUGAUGAUCCAAGAAACUAUAGAAAUAUAUAUCACGUUGGUGAUUUGGAGAUUGCAAAAUUUAUAAUGAAUGAUGUUCUAGUAACAUUAUAUCAACCUAACGGAUUUAGACCAUUUCAAGUGAGUGUCUUCAAUUGUGAAUUACCACAAUUGAGGAAACAUUGGUUGUUUUUCGAUCUCUUAAACGCAAAUAGUAUCAGUGGCACGUACGAUAAUUCAAUGUUUACUAUUCAUAGAAAGAUUAGAUUCAAUAAAGAUGAUUCCAAGUCAAGGAUCGUUACACAAUUAAGAAUAGAUAACCUAGAUAUAGAUCAUCUUAAUGCAAGUAUGGAGGGUCCCUUUGGAUGGAUUGCUGAGGGGUCAGUCGAUAUGGUUGCAGAUAUUUUCUUACCCGAUGAGCACACUGAUUCGUUUGCAUUAUCUGAAUUAAUUACAGAUGUCAGUAACAAGAUUUUAAACAGAAUAGACUCAGACUCCCAACAUUCUCAAGAGGAAGAAAUAAUUAGUACAAAAAAUCUAAAGAAAUUGGAUUAUAAGAAAUUAGAUCCUAAUCAAUAUUUUGUAAUGGAUUUUUUCUUAAAACUAAACAAUGUUAGGGCUGAGGUUCCCUUAUUUACAUCAGAAUUGACCUAUACGAACAAUGCCUUGAUAAGGCCCAUUGUUGCAUAUAUGAAUUCACGAAGAACGUAUAUCCCAAUAAAAUGUAUGGUCGUGAAGGAUAAGUCUGAUUUUGAAGGCUGUUGGACCAUCUAUGACUCGUAUCUGAUGAAUGAUUUGAGUGACGAGGUCUAUGAUGCUUUUGCUAACUAUGUUUCAGACGAGCAAAGACGGUCGAUCCGCGUAAAGAAAGUAACUUUUUGGUCAUUGCAACUACUGCUACAAUUGAUCCUGAUGGGAUUAGGUGCAAUAGCAUAA